This is a messenger RNA of Aspergillus nidulans FGSC A4, 1503 nucleotides long. Its product is annotated as SDR family NAD(P)-dependent oxidoreductase. NCBI's taxonomy places the organism in Eukaryota, Fungi, Ascomycota, Eurotiomycetes, Eurotiales, Aspergillaceae. Bases 50 to 1144 code for a protein of 364 amino acids. The record is from RefSeq and is a predicted model, not a curated record. The transcript is spliced from 2 exons.
GCUAGACAAAUAUUGCAGAUAGAUAUUACCGACAGAUAUUACCGCCAACAUGUCAAAAAUAGGAGACUCAAAAGCUCCCUCAGAGAACCCGUCACACACAAUUGACCAUGCCAACCCCUCAAUCUUCAAACCCAAGUAUCUCGUCCUCGACGAUAUCAACGUCGAUCUUCUCUCCUUCAACAUUCUCGCCGCAUCAGGGCUGGCUUAUUUAUUCUCCUGCCUCGAUGCAAAACUCGCAGCCGCCGUAGCGGCCACUGUUUUACCUCUCCGGCUCAUCUUUCCUCGUCCCAAAACCCCAACCGGCACAGUUCUGGUAACAGGCGCAUCAAGCGGGAUCGGCGCAGAGCUGAGUUAUAUCUUCGCGGAAAAGGGCCACGAUUUGAUUCUGGUUGCGCGAAACGAAGACCAGCUCAACGUCGUGAAGAACAAUAUACAGCAGAAGUACGGCGUCCGCGCCGAUGUCGUCAGCAUCGAUCUGUCUGUUCCGGGAUCCGCGCAAAGAGUGUAUGAUAUCGUGACAAAGGAGAAGCAGCUGACUGUGAACGUGCUGGUUAAUGGGGCAGCACUGGGCGCAGCGGGCGAUCCCUUCGAGCAACCGGUUGAGCUCGUUGAGCGCAUGACGACGCUGAAUUGUAUCUCGCUAGUGCAGCUGUCGCACUUGUUUGGGAACGAUAUGAUCAAGAGAGGCAUCGGGUGGAUGAUGCAUAUUUCGAGCGUUGGCUCGUAUAUCUCCAGCCCGGGCCAAAACAUCUACCACUCAACCAAGUACUUUGUCCGCGCCUUCUCUGAAGCUCUUUCUGUGGAACUUCGUGCCUACCCUGGAAUCGUAAACACACUACUCCUUCCCGGCCCUGCGGAAACGCAAUUCAUCACGCGAUCGCACGCCCAGGAAACGGUCAUGAUGGCUGCGUCGGGGGCGGUUGAGGAUCCCAAGUCCGUCGCGCAAGUCGGGUAUAAGGCGUUGUGCAAGGGCAAGCGAGAGGCGUUCAGUAGUUGGAACGCCAUGUUCACGAGUCUAGUCUUCAGCGUCGUGCCGAAGAGUGUACAUUUGACGAUGGCGAGCGUCUUCAAUCUACCCUUGCGGGGACGACUUAGGGCUAGGGAGCCGUUGGGUGAUCAAAGGGUUAGGGGGCAGACGUUGUGAUUCGGCCCUGGAGGUUCAGUCAUGGAUCCAUGGACGUAGGAGUUUGUGAUAUGUAUUCGGCUCACCCUUGAGAGUUCCUCAUCAUAAAGAACUCAUUAUUGGAACUGUCCUUUUUUCAACCUGAUGCGUGCAGCUUCGAAACUCAAGAGCAGGCCCGGAUACUGCGAUUAAGCGCAUGACAUGCAUAGCCGAGAUACUGUGUCUGACUGAGUAUAAAAUCCACAGUGACGUUAGUCGCUGUUCCUACGCCGUGGGGGCAAGUAACGCCAGCCUGUUUAACCCAGGGGUGGAUGCCCAUCAAGGGUUGAUUGGAUGAGGGCCAGGUCAGUCGCCUAGUAGCACAUUAUUACAAUACUCUC